Messenger RNA from Mycena citricolor, 573 nucleotides. NCBI's taxonomy places the organism in Eukaryota, Fungi, Basidiomycota, Agaricomycetes, Agaricales, Mycenaceae. The record is from the annotation of a GenBank genome assembly.
AUGACCAGUGCUCCAUGCGCACACGAAUCCACCAUUUUGUACCGAUUCCCAUCGUCAUCUGGGAGCCCAUCCCCUCCCCCCAUCCUACCAUCGUCGCCCGAUCUGGCGCAUCAAAACGAACCCGGACCCUCCAACCCCUACCUCGCCCUCCCGCCGCCUGAAGACGAGAUCCCCGACCUUGGCGAGUUACCCUCUGAACAACCACCCUCGCCCCCACCUACCGCACCCGCUCCUACCAUGUCAGGACAUCACCGCAUCACCCUCGCUGCCAACCCCCCCUACUUCGAUGGCGACAAGUCCAAAUACCUGGGCUUUGUGGACGCGUGCACCACUUACAUCGGUGCCUAUCGAUCAGAGUUCUCGCUGGAUGAGACAAAGAUUCUCUUUGUUCUGUCCUACCUCCGUAAUGAGACCGGCACAAGCUGCGCCGCCUCGAGAUGGGCGAUGAACUGGAAGCAGCACAAUUUCGAGGGUUUCCAAGGAAUGAAGGCGGGAGUCACCGCGACAACCUUCUUGGAGGAGUUCCAAAAAGCCUUUGGGGAUUCUAACGCAGAACAAGUCGCCGCUGCCUGA